AUGAGCAAGGGCGACGGAAAGGAACAGACCUCCAAGGAACAGACCUCCAAGGAACAGGCCUCCAAGGAGCAACCCCCCAAGGAACCUAUCCCCAGGGAGGCAGAAGCGUUAAUACGUUCCCAGAUUGACCUCUACGGUAAAAUCGCCCGCGCUUACGACAACCUGAAGAAGCAGGGCGCCGCUAACAUCACUAUCGGGCUGGCGGAGGCCCGCCUGCAGGCCCUCGAAUCCAAUUGGGCGAAAUUCGAGGCUCACCAUGAUCGGCUUUCUGAAAGUUUCUGGGAGGCCCUGACCGGGCACGAGUACCUGAAGAAGGACAUAAGCUCUCUCGCCGAAGAGACCUUUGUCAAUCAAAAGGGCCUAUUCUUGGAGACCCUCCGCUGCAUGAAAGCCAAGGUCAAAGAGGGGCUCCCCGCAGCUCCUGCCGCGGCGCCCCAUCCGCCUCGCACGACACUCCCGCGAAUUCAACUGCCUCAGUUCUCGGGCCGUUACGAGGAUUGGCCCCCCUUCCGCGAUCUCUUUCACUCGAUUAUUGGGAAGGAUGCCGCCACAACACAGGUGGAAAAGCUGCAUUAUCUAAAGUCCUGCUUGAAAGGAGAGGCCGAUCUUCUCAUCCGCAGUCUAACCACCACUAACGAGAACUUCGAACGUGCGUGGAAGGCUCUGACUGAUUACUAUGAGAAUAAGAGACUUCUGGUGCGCUCAUACAUAGCGCAGUUUACGGCCCUGCAGAAGCUUAAGAGCGAGUCCGCCCCCGAGCUGCGUAAGUUGUUCCACUGCGUUCUCAACACAGUCGGUUCGUUGGAGGGCAUCGGUCGGCCGAUCACACGGGGCGAGGACCUAUUCGUGCACUUGAUAGUGGAGCUGCUCGACUCCAAAUCGCGCCGUGAGUGGGAGAACGCGAUAAGCGAGACGACUGAACCGCCGUCGUAUUCCGACUUGCGCCAGUUCCUGGAGCGACACCUGCAUACCCUCGAGUCUUUGCAACCGCUAAGACCGGAGACCAGCAAGGCGGACGCUAGCCCUGCUAAGACUAGCGAGACCUCGACCCGACAGGCCCGCGCGUUACACGCGCACCAAAGAGAAAAUAAGUAUGGCCGUUGCACUCUUUGCCGACGGGAUCAUUACAUUCUAAGGUGCGACGCGUACCAGGCGAAGACGGCUGAGGAGAGAAAGAAGCAUGUCGAGACGCAUCACUUGUGCAUCAACUGCCUCGGCAAGCACAAGCUAAGUGAGUGCGCUUCUCAACGGACGUGCACCUCCUGCAACGCGCGCCACCACUCGACCUUGCACGACGCCUGUCGAGCGGACAAGGGCGCGAAAUCUACCGAAGUCGCUAGAGUGGCGCACCUCGCGCAGCGGCCCGAGGUUCCGGUGGCAGUGCUGCUCGCCACCGCCCGCGUUCGCGUAAAGGACCGAACGGGCACUGACCACUUCGCCCGCGCGCUCAUAGACCAGGGCUCCGAUUCGUCGCUGAUCUCGGAGUCGCUGGCCCAACGCUUGCGGCUCAUCCGCAAGCCGACCUCGAUUGCAGUAUUCGGAGUCGGGGGGAAGCGCACAGGCUUCGCGCGCGGCCUUGUGGACCUUCUGAUCUCGCCACGUGGAGGCGGGCCGCCGACGCCGGUGUCGGCAAUAAUUCUUCCCCGUCUCACUCUCCACGACGGCGGAACUAGGGUGGAACGUCGGACGUGGGCUCACCUCAACGGACUGGAGCUCGCCGAUCCAGAGUUCUUAGCAGCGGACUCAAUCGACAUCCUCCUGGGUGCCGACGUCUAUGCCUCCAUUCUUCAGGCCGGCCUUCGGAAAGGGGGUCCUUACGAACCUGUGGCGCAGAGAACUAAGUUAGGGUGGAUCCUUUCGGGGGUUGUCGGACGGACAGCAGAUGUUCGGCGCGCUCAGACGCUUCAAUGUCGAGCCGAGGAAAGCCUGCCCGCACUGGUACAAAAAUUCUGGCUCCAGGAAGAGGCGCCCGCCGCCGCCCCGCCGCUCACGCCGGCGGAACAAAAUUGCGAGGACUUUUUCCGACGAACGCACGCGCGCACCGCAGAGGGCCGAUACGUGGUGCGACUCCCCGUCGUCGAGCCGCUGCCGUGUCUAGCAUCCACGCGCCAAACUGCGCAGCGUGUCCUCUCUAGCAUGGAAAAAAGAUUCGAGCAGGAUGCUCGCCUGCGGCAGCUCUACCUAGAGUUCCUGCUGCAAUACGAGGAGUUGGGCCACAUGGAAGUCGUGGAUCGGACCGAUCAACCGGGGGGGAGGCUCAGUUACCUUCCACACCACGGAGUCCUGCGAGAGUCCAGUUCCACCACUAAGCUGCGCGUCGUCUUCAACGGCUCGACAAUGACGGCCUCGGGCGACUCGCUGAACAAAUACUUGAUGGUGGGACCCAAUCUGCUGCCACCGCUCGCCGACGUGCUCCUACGUUGGCGCCACCAUCGAUACGUCCUCGCCACGGACGUAGAGAAGAUGUUCCGUCAGAUCCAAGUCCAUCCCGAGGAUCGCGAUCUGCAAAGGAUCAUCUGGCGACCGAACCGGAGGGAGGAAUUCCGUGAGUAUCGGUUGACUACGGUCACAUACGGAUUAGCGUGCGCGCCCUUCUUGGCCAUGCGCUCCCUCCGCCAGCUCGCUGAAGACGAAGCGGAGCGAUUCCCACUGGGAGCGGAAGUCCUCCAGCGUGGCGUCUACAUGGACGACAUUCUCACCGGCGCCGCCUCUCUCGCGGAAGCUCGAGAGCUUCAACGGCAGUUAUCGACUAUCUGCACGGCGGGCGGGUUCCCCCUAAGAAAGUGGUCCGCAAACGACGAGUCGCUAUUGGAAGGCAUCCCCGCUGAGCACAGGCUGCAGCGCGAGCCUCGCGCCUGGCAGCCACACGAGACUCACGCGACCCUCGGGUUGCAGUGGCAUCCAUGCUCCGAUUGCUUCUCCUUUUCCACGAAAUCGCUUUCGGUGACAUCCAUAACCAAGCGAACGGUCCUAUCUCUAACGUCGCGACUCUUUGAUCCACUCGGCUGGUUAGCACCCGUAAUAGUGCGAGCCAAGAUUGCCUUCCAGUCAACCUGGCUCCAAGGGCUUGAUUGGGACGAGCCCCUAGACGAGGAUUCCGCUCGACAAUGGGUCGCAUACCAGGCUGAACUUCCGCAGCUCGAGGGAGUCAGAAUUCCGCGGUGGCUUACCUCCGACCACUCGGGAGCCAGGAUGCAGCUACACGGAUUCGCGGACGCCUCCGAGCGCGCUUACGCUGCCGUGUUGUACCUGCGAGCUGAAUUUGACGGUCAAGUGAUAACUCACUUAAUUACGGCUAAAACAAAGGUUGCUCCCCUCAAGCAGGUCUCGCUACCGAGGUUGGAGCUCUGCGCCGCGACCCUUCUCGCCAGGCUUGCCGCCCACCUCAGACGGACGCUGGCCGUUGUUGCCGAGGUUCCACUACAUCUCUGGUCAGACUCUACAGUUGCUCUUGGCUGGAUACGGGGCCACCCUACCCGAUGGCAAACGUAUGUCGCGAACCGCGCGGCCGAGAUCCAGACCGCCGUCCCCGAAGCCUUGUGGCACCACGUCCCCGGACAGGACAACCCGGCGGACUGCGCCUCCCGGGGCCUCUCUCCCGGGGAACUCGUGACGCACCCGCUUUGGUGGACGGGCCCUCCUUGGCUCCUGGCGGAGCCGUCCUUCUGGCCGGUCACGGACAUCCCGGCCACGGACGAGGAUCUGCCCGAGCGACGGGUCAGAGUCCACGCGGCAGAAACCGCGCCUCGCGAAAACAAGGAACCAGACGAGUUGACUAGAUUCUCGUCUCUCGAGCGAUUGCUGCGCGUGACGGCCUGGUGUCGCAGAUGGCUCCCUCGAGCGUCAAGCGACACAGAAAGGUUGAAGUCGCCACAGCCGAUCCGCUCACCGCGCUGCGGGACCCUGUCCGCCGCCGAGCUGGACGACGCACGCCUGUGCUGGGUCCGCACCGUGCAAGCGGCGAGCUACAAACCCGUAUUAGAGUCGAUUAAGCAGGGCAAGGCCCUGCCGAAUUCUAACUCGCUCGCUCGCCUUAGCCCAUUUUUUGAUCCCAGAGGCGUCCUCCGCGUGGGCGGUCGACUGAAGCACGCCAUUCUCUCCUUCGACGAGAAGCAUCCAGCGAUACUCCCCGGAGGAUCGCACUUGACUCGGCUGAUCGUGGAGGCGUGCCACCGACGAGCUCUGCAUGGCGGAACUCAAAUGACCUUGGGGAUGGUCCGCCAGAACUACUGGAUCCCUCGAGGACGAGCAGUCGUAAAGCGGCUGAUCCACCGCUGUGUACCGUGCGUCCGAUGGCGGGCGGCGAUCCCGCAACAGCUGAUGGGCAGCCUUCCCCGCGCUAGGGUGACUCCGGCCCGACCUUUCCUCAACACCGGCGUGGACUACGCCGGACCGAUCCAGCUGCGCACGACCAAAGGCCGGGGACAUAAGGCAUACAAGGCCUAUAUCGCGGUGUUCGUGUGCCUGUCCACCAGAGCGGUGCACCUGGAGGUCGUCUCUGACUACACCGCCGAUGCCUUCCUGGCCGCACUAAGGCGGUUCACUUCACGCCGGGGGUUGUGUCACGCCAUCCACAGCGAUUGCGGGACCAACUUCGUAGGCGUCGAUGCACAAUUGCGAGCUUUCUUCGCGGCCAGCAAUCCCGAGCUGCGUCGGAUCGGCGAGCGGAUCGCCAACGAUCGGAUACAGUGGCGGUUCAAUCCGCCGGCUGCUCCCCAUUUCGGUGGUCUCUGGGAGGCCGCCGUCAAGUCACUCAAACACCAUCUGCGGCGCGUGCUGGGGGACGCGACCCUAACCUUCGAGGAGAUGAGCACAUUCCUCUCUCAAGUUGAGGCUUGCCUCAAUUCGCGUCCACUCCAGGCUCUGUCGGACGAUCCGGAGGACCUGGCCGCGCUCACCCCAGGGCACUUCUUGGUGGGGUCCGCGCUGACCGCCCUUCCGGAGCCUUCUAUGAGGGAGCUGCCAGCGGGCCGCCUGUCCCGUUGGCAAAUGCUGCAGCAGAUGCGGGACCACUUCUGGGAUCGCUGGUCGCGAGAAUAUCUCCAUUCCCUCGCACAUCGCUCAAAGUGGUGCCGAGAAGAGUCGUCGUUCAAGGUCGGCCUGUGCCUAGUGAGACACGAGAACACUCCGCCAACGCGAUGGCCACUGGCGCGGAUCGUCCGAGUCCACCCCGGGGAAGACGAUCAAGUCCGCGUAGUCGACGUCCGAACAGCCGCGACCGAGCUUACGCGACCCAUCGUUAAGCUUGUCCUCCUACCCGGUACUGACGCCGAGACUGACGAGGACCAUAGUGAGUAG
This is a messenger RNA of Wasmannia auropunctata (little fire ant), 5298 nucleotides long. RefSeq lists its product as uncharacterized. NCBI's taxonomy places the organism in Eukaryota, Metazoa, Arthropoda, Insecta, Hymenoptera, Formicidae. Gene Ontology annotation, biological process: DNA integration; proteolysis. The transcript has a single exon. Gene Ontology annotation, molecular function: aspartic-type endopeptidase activity; nucleic acid binding. The coding region runs from base 1 to 5298 and encodes 1765 amino acids. The record is from RefSeq and is a predicted model, not a curated record.